AUGGCAACAGAUAUCGUUUUGGAAGGAGAUAUUGCGAGUAUUCAACCGGUUGAAGAUCAUGACAGCAAGAAAGAUUCAGAGAAGAGCAAGGAAAAAGAUGAAACAACCAACACAGUACCCUUGUACAAGCUUUUCUCAUUUGCGGAUCCUUUGGAUCGUUUAUUGAUGUUUGCGGGGACUAUCGGUGCUAUUGGGAAUGGAAUCUCUAUACCCUUGAUGAUUUUAAUAUUUGGAAAUUUGAUCAAUGCAUUUGGAGAUUCCACAAGCUCAAAAGUUGUUGAUGAAGUCUCCAAGGUGUCUCUGAAGUUUGUAUACUUGGGAGCAGGCACCUUUGUUGCAUCAUUUUUGCAAUUGACUUGCUGGAUGAUCACUGGGGAGAGACAGGCUGCAAGAAUUAGAGGCUUAUACCUUAAAACAAUUUUGAGGCAAGAUGUGAGCUUCUUCGAUAAAGAGACUAAUACUGGAGAGGUUGUUGGAAGAAUGUCAGGUGAUACUGUUCUUAUUAAAGAUGCCAUGGGGGAAAAGGUGGGACAGUUCAUACAGUUUGUGUCAACUUUCAUAGGAGGUUUUGUCAUAGCAUUCACUAAAGGAUGGCUUCUUACUGUUGUUAUGCUAUCUAGUAUACCACUUCUUGUCUUGUCUGGUGCUAUGACAGGUACGAUAAUUGCAAAAGCAUCGUCGACUGGACAAGCAGCUUAUUCUAAAUCAGCAGGUGUAGUAGAGCAGACAAUAGGUUCCAUCCGAACUGUUGCUUCAUUCACCGGGGAGAAACAAGCAAUAGCUAAAUAUAACCAGUCCUUAAUCAAGGUCUACAAUUCUUCGGUGCAAGAAGCACUAGCAUCUGGUGUGGGGUUCGGAGCACUCUUUUUUGUUUUUAUCAGCAGUUAUGCUUUGGCUGUAUGGUUUGGUGGGAAAUUGAUAAUCGAGAAAGGGUAUACAGGAGGAGAUGUUAUGACUGUAAUUUUUGCUGUAUUAACUGGUUCAAUGUGUCUUGGGCAGACGUCUCCAAGCUUAAGUGCUUUUGCUGCAGGACAAGCUGCAGCCUUUAAGAUGUUUGAAACGAUUAAAAGGAAUCCGGAAAUUGAUGCUUACGACACUACUGGGAGAAAGCUUGAUGAAGUUCGUGGAGAUAUAGAACUCAGGGAGGUUUGUUUUAGUUAUCCUACCAGACCAGAUGAACUGAUAUUCAAUGGAUUUUCUCUUGCAAUACCAAGUGGAACUACUGUAGCUUUGGUAGGGCAAAGUGGGAGUGGGAAAUCCACAGUUGUUAGUUUGAUAGAGAGAUUUUAUGAUCCACAAGGUGGUGAAAUUCGUAUUGAUGGUGUAAACCUCAAAGAAUUUCAACUAAAAUGGAUCAGACAGAAAAUAGGCCUAGUUAGCCAGGAACCGGUUCUCUUCACUUGUAGCAUUAAAGAGAAUAUUGCCUAUGCUAAAGAUGAUGCAACUGAUGAAGAAAUCAGAGCUGUAGCAGAGCUUGCUAAUGCUGCCAAAUUUAUAGAUAAACUUCCUCAGGGGCUAGACACAAUGGUUGGUGAGCAUGGAACUCAGCUCUCAGGAGGUCAAAAGCAAAGAGUUGCAAUUGCAAGAGCAAUUUUGAAAGAUCCAAGAAUAUUACUUCUUGAUGAAGCUACAAGUGCCCUUGAUGCAGAAUCUGAGAGAAUUGUACAAGAGGCGUUGGACCGGAUAAUGAUAAACCGGACAACUAUCAUUGUAGCUCACCGCUUAAGCACCAUAAAGAAUGUCGAUACGAUUGCUGUAAUUCAUCAAGGAAAAAUUGUUGAAAGAGGUUCACAUGUUGAGCUCACCAAAGAUCCUAAUGGAGCCUAUAGCCAGCUUAUUAGGCUGCAAGAAAUGAAGGGAUCAGAACAUAUUCAAAAUGAUGCAAAUGACACAAACAAGUCGAACAGUAUUGUGCAUUCUGGAAGAAUAUCAAGUCAAAGUUCUAUUUCCUUAAGAUCAAUAAUCCAAGGGUCGCCUGGAAACAGCAAUCGUCAUUCUUUCUCAGGAGCAUAUGUUGCACCUGCAUCAGAUGGCUUCUUAGAAACUGCGGAUGGUGGACGUCAAGCUUCUCCUUCAAAAAAAUCUUCACCCCCUGAAGUGCCACUUUAUCGCCUAGCAUAUUUCAACAAACCCGAGAUUUCAGUCUUAUUGAUGGGAACUAUAGCUGCAGUGCUACAUGGAGUUAUAAUGCCUGUUUUUGGGCUCUUACUUUCUAAAAUGAUUAGUAUUUUCUACAAGCCAGCUGAUGAACUUCGUCAUGAUUCAAAAGUUUGGGCAAUAGUGUUUGUAGCAGUUGCCGUGGCAUCAUUACUCGUUAUUCCAUGUAGAUUCUACUUUUUUGGUGUUGCUGGAGGUAAGUUGAUCCAAAGGAUCCGGAAAACAUGUUUUGAGAAAGUUGUUCACAUGGAAGUAAGUUGGUUUGAUGAGACAGAUCAUUCAAGUGGAGCACUUGGAGCAAGGCUCUCUACUGAUGCAGCAUCAGUUAGAGCUCUUGUUGGGGAUGCACUUGGUUUGCUGGUUCAAAAUAUUGCUACAGCAAUAGCUGGCUUGGUUAUUGCUUUUGGCGCGAGCUGGCAGCUCGCUCUCGUCGUCCUCGCUUUGGCGCCUCUAUUAGGACUAAAUGGAUAUGUGCAAAUAAAGGUCUUGAAGGGAUUCAGCGCAGAUGCAAAGAAAUUGUAUGAGGAAGCAAGCCAAGUGGCAAAUGAUGCUGUAGGGAGUAUAAGAACAGUUGCUUCUUUCUGUGCCGAAGAGAAAGUGAUGGAAUUAUAUAAGCAAAAAUGUGACGGACCAAUUAAGAAAGGAAUACGGCGAGGGAUAAUAAGUGGAAUUGGUUUUGGUUUAUCAUUCUUCAUGCUGUAUGCAGUUUAUGCAUGCUGUUUUUACGCUGGAGCUCGACUUGUAGAGGAUGGAAAAUCUACAUUCUCAGAUGUUUUCCUAGUCUUUUUUGCUCUCAGCAUGGCAGCUAUGGGAGUCUCACAAUCUGGGACCUUGGCCCCUGAUUCAUCUAAUGCAAAAAGCGCAGUUGCUUCCAUAUUUGCUAUUCUUGACCAGAAGUCACAAAUAGACCCUAGUGAUGAAUCUGGAAUGACAAUGGAAAAUGUCAAGGGAGAAAUUGAGUUUAACCAUGUCAAAUUCAAGUAUCCUACUAGACCUGAUGUUCAAAUAUUCACAGAUUUUUGCUUGAACAUUCAUAGCGGCAAGACAGUUGCACUUGUUGGAGAAAGUGGAAGUGGAAAAUCAACAGUGAUCUCAUUACUACAAAGGUUUUACGACCCCGACUCAGGUCACAUUACACUUGAUGGAAUAGAAAUUCAAAGGAUGCAAGUGAAAUGGCUAAGACAACAAAUGGGACUAGUAAGCCAAGAGCCUGUUCUUUUCAAUGAUACAGUUCGAGCCAAUAUUGCAUACGGAAAAGAAGGAGACGCAACGGAAGCAGAAAUUGUAGCUGCUGCAGAAUUGGCAAAUGCUCACCAGUUCAUUAGUAGUUUGCAGAAGGGUUACGACACGAUAGUAGGCGAGAGAGGAAUUCAGUUAUCCGGUGGACAGAAGCAGCGAGUGGCAAUAGCAAGAGCUAUGGCGAAGAAUCCAAAAAUACUAUUACUAGAUGAAGCAACUAGUGCACUGGAUGCUGAGUCUGAGAAGGUGGUUCAAGAUGCACUUGACCGCGUUAUGGUGGAGCGGACGACAAUAAUAGUUGCUCAUAGGUUAUCGACUAUUAAGGGUGCAGAUAUAAUAGCAGUAGUUAAGAAUGGUGUGAUAGCAGAGAAAGGAAAACAUGAAGCAUUGCUACAUAAGGGUGGUGACUAUGCUUCUUUAGUAGCAUUACACACACAUAAAGGUGCUUCUUCAUCUUAG
Messenger RNA from Lathyrus sativus (Indian pea), 3855 nucleotides. Lineage: Eukaryota; Viridiplantae; Streptophyta; Magnoliopsida; Fabales; Fabaceae. The record is from the annotation of a GenBank genome assembly.